GAUCAAAGGAUCAUUUUCCAACAAACUCAUCAGAAAAUCAGUCUCUGAAGCACCCAACCCUUUCCUCGCAUCGCACUCCCUUCUCCAACACUGUAGAAGCUUUCAACACUUGGAGAAAUCAACUCUGAAGCCGGAGCCAGUGACACUUCUCUCGAAAAAAUAGAAAAUUCAUUCAAGGAUUCAGAAAAAGGUAAGUUUCAAGAAAAGUCUUAGGAGAGCACAAUGGCGCCAAUUGGAGAGGACUUUGUGGACUUGGAGCAGCCGAUAGAGCCGCCGCCAGUGGGGAACCUUCAGUGCCUGGAGCCCAGAGCACUGGGCUUCUUCAGCCUUAACAAGUACCGAGCCUUCCGCAACGACGCGAGCCAGCUGGGGCUCAUCAAGGUGCCGCGGCCACACGGCUUCCCUCUGAACAUGAACGUGACGAUCGACCCAGGGUUCUCCAAGGAGCUGAAGCACUUCUACGGCGACUACUUGGACCACCUGCUCCGGUACAUGGUGGCCAGCCCGAUGCGCUUCUUCGCCGUCAAUGCGGCUGGCCCGGGCAUCCUGGCGAGGGUCACCAUUGUGUGCCAGAUGGAGCUGCUCCAGGAGGUGAUGUGCACGCCGUACAACUGCACCGAGAACUGGCGGGUCGUGGCCCAUCGGUACCGGAACACAUCCUACAUGUGUCUCGAGGAGCCUGCGGGGGUUGCCAACCCCAGCCAGCAGCAAAGUAACAACUUCGAGGCAGUGCUGAAGCAGAUCAUGUGCCACGGGGGGCAGGAGUACUUGCCGAACUGGCUCGAAGGCAUGUCGGAGUACAAAAACGUCUUCUUCGGAAGCCUGGACGAUGACGUUUCCAUCUUGUAUGACGCGACCAUGGGAGGAGCUCGUGUCCGGAACAAGUUCGUCAACUCGCCCCUCGCAACCUUGUCGAACCUGCGGUUCAUGGACUUCAAGCUGGGGCGGUGUGUGACCACCAGCUACCACAGCGACAGCUCGGCCUGCUUCGGCCCCAUGGAGGCCCUCGCCUGGUGGUCGGAGUGCUACCUCAAGAACGUGAACCACAUCUAUGUUGGCUGCGGCUAUCCAGUGGGGGUUGUGAACUGCCUUAAGAACCAGACCCCUGUCAGUCUUAUCAAUCACAGCAAAGACCUCUGGCGGCCGAAUGUUUGCCACGUGUUCCUGGCCAACACCCUGCGCAAAAUGCUGCGGGCCAUGGAGGGGACGGACGACCCGUGCACCACCUUCGAGUUCAACUACGUCGCCGAGAAGCGCAAGAUAUAUGUGAGGAAGGAGUCUGGCGCAAACAGGUACUCGCACCUGCCAGACUGGUACGUCCGGAUGAUGGAGGACUGCCCCGAGUGAUCCCUGCAGAGCACAUUCCUGAUAUUCCAUUGGUUUCUAGUCAGCGCGUUCGGGUUGACUGUCUGUUUAUGUAAAUUAUUAUUAAUUACUAAAUAAAUAUUCCAGGAUAA
Molecule: messenger RNA, 1457 nt
Organism: Drosophila ananassae
Lineage: Eukaryota; Metazoa; Arthropoda; Insecta; Diptera; Drosophilidae
Product: protein cutoff
Exons: 3
Coding region: 223-1347 (374 amino acids)
Biological process (GO): NAD-cap decapping; nuclear-transcribed mRNA catabolic process
Cellular component (GO): cytosol; nucleus
Molecular function (GO): mRNA 5'-diphosphatase activity
Source: RefSeq, a predicted model, not a curated record